Molecule: messenger RNA, 1882 nt
Organism: Phlebotomus argentipes
Lineage: Eukaryota; Metazoa; Arthropoda; Insecta; Diptera; Psychodidae
Gene: Slu7
Product: pre-mRNA-splicing factor Slu7
Exons: 1
Coding region: 99-1823 (574 amino acids)
Biological process (GO): mRNA splicing, via spliceosome
Cellular component (GO): spliceosomal complex
Molecular function (GO): pre-mRNA 3'-splice site binding
Source: RefSeq, a predicted model, not a curated record
CCAUUUUUGUGCUGUCAGUCCGAAACGUAAACAAGGAGGAUAUUUUCUUGUGCAAAACACUCAAUUUUCUCCACUAAAAACCAGUGAAAUUGUGCGCAAUGGCAGGUGGCACUCCUCGUGUGCCCAUCUCGCAGCUCUUGGCGGACAAGACAGGCGAUGAGGAGCCCAAGAAGAAGUCCCGCGAGGACUGGCGCAAGGCGAAGGAGCUGGAAGAGGCCAGAAAGGCAGGAACAGCUCCGGCAGCCGUGGAUGAGGAAGGCAAGGACAUCAAUCCGCACAUUCCGCAGUACAUCUCUUCCGCGCCCUGGUAUUACGGCGCCGCGGGGCCCACGCUCAAGCAUCAGCGGCCGCAGGAGGAGAAGAAGAAGCAGUACUCCUCGAUUGAUGAGUGGUACAAGAAGGGCGUGGACACCACCAGGAUAGCCACGAAGUACAGAAAGGGCGCCUGUGAGAACUGCGGGGCGCUCACGCACAAGAAAAAGGACUGCAUGGAGCGGCCACGGAAAGUGGGCGCCAAGUUCAGCGGCGCGCAGAUUGCGCACGACGAGUUCAUCCAGCCCAACAUCGUGUCUGACUACGACGGGAAGCGCGACCGGUGGAGUGGCUACGAUCCGGCGCAGCACCGGGAGAUUGUGGAGGAGUACCAGAAGGUGGAGGAGGCCAAGAGGGCCCUCAAGGCAGCCAAACUCAAGGACAAUCCGGACGCCGAGCUGUCGGCUGACGAGGAGGAGGACGAGGACAAGUAUGUGGACGAGGUGGACAUGCCGGGCACAAAGGUGGACUCCAAGCAGAGAAUCACGGUGCGGAAUCUGCGCAUUCGCGAGGACACAGCCAAAUACCUGAGGAAUCUCGAUCCCAAUUCGGCCUAUUAUGAUCCCAAGACGCGAUCCAUGCGAGACAAUCCGGAGCCCAACAAGAAGCCGGAGGACUCGGAGUUCGCCGGGGAGAACUUUGUGCGCUUCACGGGAGACACGCAGAAGCACUCGAAGGCGCAGCUGUUCGCCUGGGAGGCGUAUGGGAAGGGCGUGGAUGUGCACAUCCUGGCGGAGCCGACGAAGCUUGAGCUGCUGAAGAAUGAGUAUGAGAAGAAGAAGGAGCAGUUCAAGUCGCAGGUGAAGGACACGAUUCUUGAGCGCUACGGCGGAGAGGAACAUCUGCAGGUGCCGCCGAAGGCACUCCUUCUCGCCCAGACAGAGGAAUAUGUGGAGUACUCGCGCACGGGGAAGGUGAUCAAGGGCCAAGAGAAACAGAUCGUGCGCAGUCGCUACGAGGAGGAUGUCUUCAUCAACAACCACACCACAGUCUGGGGCUCUCACUGGAACGUUGGCCAGUGGGGCUACAAGUGUUGUCACUCCUUCAUCAAGAACUCCUAUUGCUUGGGCGAGAGUGGCAAGACAGCCCAGAUGGCUGUUCCUCCGACUAAAUCCCUUGUCAAAGUGGAGGACAGCGAGAAGGAGAAGCCCGUGGAGGAUGAGGUGGCUGAGAAGAGCAAGAGCAGCAGCAGCAGCAGUAGCAGCAGCGAAAGUGAAUCUGAGGACGAGGAGGACGCGAAGAAGCGCCAGAAGGCCAAGAAGAAGAGCAAGAAGAGGCGCCAGAAGGAGAAGAAGAAGCUGAAGAAGCAGGAGAAAGACAAGCUGAAGGAAGCCCUGCAGGCGGAGGACAAGAGAAACAAGGAAGUGGACGAGAUGAUGAAGCUGGACGAGAGGAAGCGGCCAUACAACAGCAUGUACGAAGUGAAGAAGCCCUCGGAGGAGGAAAUGGAGGCGUUCAUGAUGAAGAGGCGUCGCGAGGAGGAUCCCAUGCUGCAAUUCCUGGAUCCCUGAACCCCGAAAAUCCCCCCAGAAAUCUGUAGAGAAGAAAUGUUCGAUGAAUAAAAAUGUUA